CGCCUCUCCAUUGGCGGAACAUGACGCCCGAACAGGAAAAAAAUAAAAAUAAAAUAAACCUUCCAUGAGCAUCUUCCCGAGCUGGCAAUGGCAAAUACAAAAUAAAGGUGUGUUUGGUGAUGAUGAAAUGAAGACGUCCGUGUCAGUGAUGGAGGGAGAUUCUCUGACUUUACACACUGCUGUUACUGGAUUACAGAAUGACAAAUCCAAUUUUAUUAAAUGGUAUUUUAAUGACAUUCGUGUUGCUCAAAUCUAUGGAGAUCUCAGUGUGUUCUGUACAGAUGUGAAGUGUCCAGGUGAUUAUAAUGAGAGAUUCAGAGACAGACUAAAGUUGAACAAUCAGACUGGAUCUCUCACCAUCAUGAACAUCAGUAUUACAGACUCUGGAGAUUAUCUACUACGGACCAUCAUCAACAACAUCAAUGAUAGAAAGACAUUCACUGUUACUGUCCAACCUGGAGUGUCUGCUGCUGAAAUGAAGAUAAAGUCGGCGAUUGAAGGAGAUUCUGUCACUCUACACACUGAUGAUACUGUAAAACAGGGAGAUGUUGUGAUGACGUGGUAUUUCAAUGACACUCGUAUAGCUGAAAUGAAUGAAGAUCCCAGUAAGAGCUGUACAGAUGUGACGUGUGAUGAAGGUGCUGAGAGAUUCAGAGACAGACUGAAGAUUGACCAUCAGACUGGAGAUCUCACUAUCACAAACACCAGAACUACAGACUCUGGACUUUAUCAACUAGAGAUCAGCAGCAGUAUCAGCAGCAGCUUCAGCGUAAAGAGCUUCAGUGUUAAUGUCAGCGUAUCAGACAUAAAAACUCCAGAUUCAGGUCCGUCUUCUGCUGCUGUAGCAGGAAUAUAUGUUGCUCUGGUUGUUGUGUAUGUUGGUGUAGCUGCUACUGAUUUACUAUCACUGUAAGAUCUCAAGAUUAAGAGGACAAAAUGAUAUCGAGAUGAAGCACAAUGUUCAGGAGGAGGAAAGAGAGAACGAGACUCAUGUGAUGAAUGAUGAAGGACAGGAAGAGAGAGAGGAAGAGAGAGAGGAAGAGAGAGAAGAAGAGAGAGAGGAAGAGAGAGAGGAAGAAACUGAAU
Molecule: messenger RNA, 1086 nt
Organism: Xyrauchen texanus (razorback sucker)
Lineage: Eukaryota; Metazoa; Chordata; Actinopteri; Cypriniformes; Catostomidae
Exons: 6
Coding region: 65-913 (282 amino acids)
Source: RefSeq, a predicted model, not a curated record